Mesorhabditis belari is the source of this 1185-nucleotide messenger RNA. Lineage: Eukaryota; Metazoa; Nematoda; Chromadorea; Rhabditida; Rhabditidae. The record is from the annotation of a GenBank genome assembly.
AUGUCGUACAAUGAGAAGCGACAAAAGCAAAUCGAGAAAAAUCGUUUUGAGGCUGAGGAUCGAGAAAGGGAGUUGCGAAAACCGAAACGAGUUGUGGAAGUUGAACGACGUGAAGAAGCGCUAAGCCAACCGCUUGAUGAAGAAACAAAGGGAUUUCAACUUUUGGUCAAAAUGGGGUUCAAGCCCGGAAUGAGUCUGGGAAAGAAAAAAGACGAAAAUGAUCUUGGAUCUGGUAUCAGAGAGCCGAUUCCAUUGGAAGUGAAGACUGAUCGAACCGGUUUGGGACAUGGAGCGGCUGAACAAAGUCAAAGUAGGAAAAGACUACAAGCGGUAAUGGAUAGAAUGGCAAAACAAGCACGGAUGGCGGAUGAACUUUCCGAUGAAUAUCGCCAAAAGCGACGCAUGGAAACACUUUGUCGAAUAAUGGUUCGAGCUAUCGUGAGGGCUCGAAAAACUUGCGCACAACUCGAUUCACAAUGUUCACUCGAUGUUCCAAUUGUUGACUGGUUUUGGCCAUCAUAUAAACGAGGAAAUGAAGACGAUGCGCAAGCACUGAAAAGGAGCCAAUGUACCGGAUAUUUCUACGCUAAUAAAACGCCUUGCCCAAUUGUUCAACAAAAGUCAACCGAUUUGACAUCAACCGAAUUGUUACAACGGAUUCGAAAGUUGCACUCACAUCUCAUCGCUCAAUAUCUUUAUUGUGUCUUUUGUGAAAAAGAAUUUAUGGAAGAAGAGGAAAUGAACAUCGAUUGCCCGGGAAUUGAACAACAUGAACAAGAAUUAAUGACAAAGUACCAAUAUAACGGCAUUGAUGAAAUACAGUCAAUUUACAAGAAUUGCCGUGAUGAAUGCUUCAAAAAAGAUUCUCGCAAUGGUAUUUCCCAACCAACAAUUCCCUGGUUUUGGGAUGCAACGUUUAAUGCGACUUUAAUCGGUCAAUUGAGAAAAGAGGAGUUAGAAGCGCAAAUGGUAAGAUAUGUUUACACUAAUGGUAGAGACGCUCCGCCCGAACCACGAUUCGACGAGUUUCCAUUGGACGACUUGAAAGAAAAACUAGCUGAAAUUGUUGUUUAUCUACGAGAUCGUCAUUAUUAUUGUCUUGGCUGCGGAACGCAGGCCGAAAACGCCAUGGCACUGGAAAAUGUUUGCGAUGGCGACCACGAUGAAAACGACUAUGCUGAAGGA